This is a messenger RNA of Liolophura sinensis, 1999 nucleotides long. Its product is annotated as 3-ketoacyl-CoA thiolase A, peroxisomal-like. Bases 142 to 1404 code for a protein of 420 amino acids. Gene Ontology annotation, molecular function: acetyl-CoA C-acyltransferase activity. Gene Ontology annotation, cellular component: peroxisome. NCBI's taxonomy places the organism in Eukaryota, Metazoa, Mollusca, Polyplacophora, Chitonida, Chitonidae. The record is from RefSeq and is a predicted model, not a curated record. The transcript is spliced from 12 exons. Gene Ontology annotation, biological process: phenylacetate catabolic process; fatty acid beta-oxidation.
UGCAUCUAGGCCAAAUGAUACUGUUAGGGUCGUGAACAAGGACACUGGACAGGCCAUGGCGAGCUGUUAGUGUGCAUGAGCUCUUGAAUUCUAUGUGACUUGCAUGAACUGAAAUCUUUACCAUCUUCGGCCAAGGCAGAAAUGGAAAGACUGCAGACUUUGCUCGGUCAUUUGUCCACCUCGAGCGGGCAAGGGGAGGUCCGGUGCUGUGAGACUGCGGCCAGUGAAAGGGAAGACGAUGUGGUGAUUGUGGCGGCCUUACGUACACCCAUCUGUAAGGCGAAGCGAGGAAACCUGAGGGAGACUUACGAAGAUGACCUGUUAGCAACAGUGUUUACAGGGGUGCUGAACCAAACCAAGAUUGACCCAGUUCUGCUCGGAGAUAUUUGUGUAGGGAGUGUGUUACAAGAGGGAGCAGGAGCCGACACAGCCAGAAUGGCCCAGUUUUACAGCGGUAUUCCAGAGACGACGCCACUGUCAGCAGUGAACAGGCAGUGCUCAUCAGGUCUACAGGCUGUCAUGAACUUGGCAGGCAGCAUCAGGAAUGGUGUCUGUGACAUAGGCCUAGCUGCAGGAGUGGAGUCCAUGUCUAGGAGGUCGAUGAAUCGUGGCAAAGUGGAUAUUAAUCCCAAGGUGUUUGAGAAUGAGAAAGCAAGCCAGUGUCUCAUUCCUAUGGGAAUCACAUCAGAAAAUGUGGCAACAAGGUUUGGCGUGAGUCGGAAAAAUCAAGACUUAUUUGCCUAUCAGUCUCACAUGAGAGCGGCUAAAGCCCGACAGACUGGGCUAUUCAGGGAGGAGAUUGUACCUGUGAGAACGAAGAUAACAGACAAGGACGGGGAAGCCAAAGAAAUUAUGGUUUAUGAAGAUGAUGGCAUCAGACCAACAACAACGCUGGAGGGAUUGUCCAAGCUUAAGCCAGCAUUUCAGGAAGGUGGAUCCACAACAGCAGGCAACUCUAGUCAACUGAGUGACGGAGCCGCGGCUGUGCUACUUGCUAAGCGCUCUGCAGCUCUGCGCCAUGGCCUGCCUAUCCUGGGGGUGAUCCUCUCCUAUGCGGUGGUCGGGGUUCCUCCAGAUGUGAUGGGUAUUGGCCCGGCAGUGGCCAUUCCUGAAGCUUUAAGGAAAGCUGGUUUGAAGAAGGAAGAUAUAGAAAUCUUUGAAAUUAACGAGGCGUUUGCCAGCCAGUGUUUGUAUUGUGUGGAAAAGCUAGGGCUUCCUCAGGAUAAGGUUAACCCCAAUGGUGGGGCCAUUGCCCUGGGGCACCCACUGGGGUGUACUGGGGCACGACAGAUCGCUACACUCCUGCAUGAGCUGAAGAGGAGGGGGAAAAGAGCCUAUGGGGUGGUAUCAAUGUGCAUUGGUACUGGCAUGGGUGCGGCAGCAGUACUGGAAUACCCGGGGUGAAAAAAAGGAGGUUAAACUACCUGAAGAUCAAAAUGGUGGAGUGAUACAAGUUCUCCAAGCGCUGCAAGCAGAUUGAAAUGUGAAGAUGUCUGAUUGUCAUUGGUAUUAUGUGAAUCAAGCAAAUGUAUCAGGUGCAUUUUAUGUUGAUUUGUACAUAAUGAUUUUAGAGGAUUGUCCUGUGAUAAGUUUGUCAGAAAUAUGUACAGAUGAUUAUGAUUUUUAUCGGCAUUCAAGAUUUUCAAGUAUUUACAUGAAAUUCGGUCAGAAAAUCAGUCAGUAUUGUGCCAAAAUUUAUUUCUGGACGAUUCAUUUGAAUGUAAAUCUUAUAUGUUGCUAAUGCCCUCAAAAUACAAGUACCUUACGUUAAUGUAACACUCAUACAUGGAUAAAUUCACAUAUGUCAUAUGUGUAUAUAUAUACUCAGAAAAUGUUGAUGUUUGAUGUGCUUAUAAGAUACUUUAACAAUUAUGAAACCAUCAAUCUAGACGACAGAUAAUGUGUUACACUGAUGAGAUCGUUUGACUCUUUGUGGCUUUGAAUUAUGUAAGAAAUCCUUAAAAUUAUGUAAGAAUUAAUAUAUGAAAAAGGAAAUUUA